Messenger RNA from Cydia fagiglandana, 4300 nucleotides. RefSeq names its product transmembrane protein 185B. The transcript is spliced from 7 exons. The coding region runs from base 117 to 1202 and encodes 361 amino acids. Lineage: Eukaryota; Metazoa; Arthropoda; Insecta; Lepidoptera; Tortricidae. The record is from RefSeq and is a predicted model, not a curated record.
AAAAGUCGAAAUGAUGGAUGGAUCAGUGGAGCAAAGCAAGCAGCGACUGUCGAUAUUUUUCAUAAAAACAUGCAUUUCGUAGAGUGAAGACAUGAUAGAUAAUUAUAUUCGGACGAAUGUGUACAGAAAUGAAUUUGCAAACGCUAUUUCAGGAUUUUAAUCCUAGCAAAUUCGUGGUGCACAGUUGCUUACUAGUUUUUACGGCGUUGUUAGCUUUAAAACUUGAUGGCGCUAUAACAUGGUCGUAUUGGGCCGUAUUUACCCCGAUAUGGGUUUGGAAAUUCCUCGUAGUGCUCGGUGCAACAGUUGGCACUUACGUUUGGUGGCAGUACCCUCACUUCAGGUUAGAAGGAGAGGCGUACAUUCACUACAAAGCCAUGCUGAUCAGUCUUGCCAUCCACCUGAUCCUGCUCAUGUUUGAACUGCUCGUCUGCGAUCAGCUCUCGGUGAAACGCCAUGUGUGGAUACUAGUCUUCAUACCCUUAAUUUUUAUAAGCAUAGUAUCCAUUGCCAUAUGCAUAUGGUCUGUACGACAUGAUCGGAGUUAUGAGUUGGAGUUGUUUUGCGCCGUGAAUAUCCUGCAGUUUAUCUUCCUGGCGCUGAAAUUAGACGAGUUCAUCAACUGGUCCUGGGAAGUUGUGUUUGUGCCGCUCUGGAUUCUGAUGUGCCUGAGCCUUGUUGGUGAGUGGGUGCUGUACAGCAUCAUCUUCGCGGGCAUGCUGCUGCGCACGGCGGAGGCCAACGUGCAGCAACGCCGCAGCAGCUUCCACGCCGCGCUCGCGUACACCUUUACUGUUAUACCUAUCCUGGUGUUCCUGGUGCUGCUAACUAACAAGUUGGACGACGGUAUGCAAUUGUCGUACACGGUAGUGGCUAGCCCGCUCUUCGUGGGUUUUGCAACGCUCAUCGUUAUGUCAUUCAGUUCGAAGGGCGGUAACAAAUGGUGGUUCGGCAUCAGGAAAGACUUCUGCCAGUUCCUCCUAUCAGUGUUCCCGCUACUCCAAGAAUACGCCAACAUCGCCUACAACAACAACGUCAACCGGGGCUCCAACAUAGUCCCCACCGAGCCCCCGGUCACACAGGAACCUUACCGGGACGAAGACACAAAGAAAGUCAAAGAAAAUAAAAAUCAUAAGAAUCAAAAGAAGAAUGAAGCGAUGAAACCUGUAGUGCCUGUGACUAGUAUAGAUAUGCCUGAUUGACGCUUUAAAGUUAGUGAAGUGGUCAUUUGUUGUGUCCCGAUUUGGGCUUCGGUGUAGCUGUUCAGUUUUCAUGGUGCGGAGAUGUAAUGUAAGUCUUCUUUUUAAAUAUAUUUUUCAUUUAUUGAAAUAGCACAAAGACAAAUCAAUUGCGAAUUCUUUUGGCGUAUUCUUUUUAAGAAUUGACUGAAAAUGUAUGGUUAGGCAAUUUUAACUAGUCGGGGCAUUCAAGAAGUAUUUAAAUAGAAUCUAUGUUGUCCUGUUUGUAAGGGACUAUAUAAAAAUUAUGAAAAAUCUUAAUAAGAAAACUGAAUGAAGACACUUGCAUCUUAAGUGUUGUACUAUAAGCGAUUUUUAACGUAUUGUUAAGUUUGAUGUUAAUUUAACUUUAAUCUUUGUUGUAGGGAACAGUUUAACAAAAUGUUAUUUUUUCUGUAAAACCUUUCAUCUCAAAAUAUCGGGACUUGAGGUUCAAUCUCUAGUUUUUUUGCUGUUUAGUCCACAGAUAUCAAUAUAAAGUGAUAUUUCUAUAUUCAUAUCGUAUAUUUGACAUAUAAGCUUACAGUUAAUAACAACCAAAACACUUGCAAGUUUGUGCCCUAUAUGCGUGUCUCUUGUUAUGUGCCGUCGCACACACAUAAUAUGUCUAAAAUAACCAAUAAUAACACUCUGGGAACCAUUGUGCGUUCGCUUGUUAUUAAAAAAAAAAGAAGCACACUUGAUUCACUUGAUUGUAACAUAUAACUUGGUAAAAACAUUGUUGUAGAAAUAGUUAUAGAUGGGAGUAGGAAUGUGACUAAUUGAAUGUUAACAGAUAAGUUUAGUUGAAAUGUUGUUGUAGUUAUUUAUUGGGGCUAUAGACAAUAUAUAAUUCGUUUCGUCAUGACAGUAUCUCAGCUUAUACACUAAUAUACGUUUAAGAACAUAAUUUCAGGAUAUCGUAUAAUAAAAACUAAUACUAAUAGUUCUAACUGCUGUUUACCAUUAGGUAAGGGGUCACAUGCACACAAACAUACAUCUAUUCUUUUAUAGGUCGUCGUCGUAAAUUUAAGAGUUGGACUCUUGUCGGUGUAGCUCUCUCCAUUUGACUCUAUCCAGGGCCGCCUCCUCCUCCUCUUUUAUAGGUAUACAGCUAUAUUUACUAAUACAAUACACCAAUGACAAUACAUUAACCUUUUGACUGCCACAGACGGCUGUGGCCAUCGGAAAGUCUUGCCAAGGACGCCAACGACGGCCACAGCCGUCACCUUCGCCAAUACAAUAGGGACUUACGCGGGACUCCGUAAAGUUCAAUUUCGCUUAAAUAAUCGCGUCCGCCUGGCGUCCGGGGCACGUCAUAUUCCUUCGCCGUCUGGCGUUCAAAUGGUUAAUGAAAAUUCGCGCUUAGACGAUUUUCAAUGACGUUAUUAAAGUAAUUGGUGCAUAUAGGUUUUAUGUCUAUGAGUCCACCAUAGUUUGGUAAAACGUAUAAUUUUAAAUUUUCAAUCAAUUAAUCUGUGCCUCAAUAUUGUUGUGACUAUAUACUUUUACCUCUGUUACCGAAUUACUAGAUCUUAUUUUAAAUAACUAAAGCUAGCUGCUUAGUGAAUUGCUAAUUCGUAAGUUUUAAUGUACACAGUUUUCUUUGUUAUGCGAAACUAUGUGCUGCAGCUUUUGCCUUGAUAUGUGUUUAAACAUUAAUAAUACUUUUAAUGGUACUGGUAAUAAUUCGGUAUAAAAAAUAUUUAACUUGUUAAUGUUAUUUUACAAUGUUAAGUAACCUAUUUUUCUAUCACCUAAAAUUGCUUAAACUCAAUAUUUCUUAUGGGUUCCUAUACUUAAAUGCUCUUCCUUUUGCAAUUGAAGGGAUGUUUACAAAAACAACAUAACUGCUUAGAGCCGUUGACACUUUUUUAAGAACAUUUUUAAUCGUUUCAGGUGUCAACCAGUGUAGUCAGUUAUGUUGUUUUUGUAAACACCCCUUCAAUUAAAACUAAACAGUCUUCAACUGCACCAAUUUAGAAAAAUGCAACACCCACAAAGGUCAACCUAGCCAUAUUUUUUUGUGAAAGCUUAAAUUGUGUAGUCCUUUUAAAAGUUAUAAGGAAGUAAUACUCUAACAUUGCUUUUGCCUUGACGCUAAUCCAACGAAAACAGCGCGCCACAUGGCGUGACUAAACGUAGGUAACAUAUUUUUGAACUGCCUGUUUUUGAUAUAUGAACUUUUAUAAUCAAAAUGCAGUCAAAGAAUGCAUUUAAGUUUUGUCUCUCAGUGAUAUAUAAAAUAUUUGCGAUGUCACUAAUAAUAAUAAAAAAAACUUGAACCUUGCCUCUGCCCUUAUGUCGUGACAAGAGGCUAUUCAUGACACCGACGCGCCCUAAAUGACACCAUAAAAACGUCUCGUCUGAUUUAUGAUUUAGAAGCACGACCCCUUUCUCUCGGUACCUUUGUUGAUUACAGAACGCACCAAUUUUUCCCUAAAAAGGGAAACUGGUAGUGAAUUUUUAACUUACACAUAUCAUAAUUUCAUAAAUCUUAACUAAUUAGCGAAAUACUUAGUUUUGAAUUAGUAAACUUUUAAACUUGCGUUGGGUUGGGUUACGACGAAACAGGUAUUUGCUUAGGAAAUUAUCGGAUGAAGGGUAGGGUCUAAUAGUAGUUUUAGGAGAGCAGUCUUCGAAAAAAAUGUUCUAAGCGCACAAUACCUAUAUUUUUAUUGGCACCUAAAGCACUGGUCGUUGGCAGCUAGUUUAUGCAGAAACUUCAUUAUUUGAAAUAAAUUAGAAUGAACGAGUGGAUUUAACAAUUUUAGUCAAGGGCACAUACAAAUAAUACACAGCAGGUCAAAUAUCCAUUUAUAAAAAAAGUGCUAAAUAUCCAACUACUUUUAAGCCCAACCUUAAUGAUUAUAUCCUACAUUGUAUACCUGCCGUUAAAUUUAAAUAUCGAUGUUCAAAUGACAAUAUUAGUUAUUAUUUUUACAAAAUAAUGUACGUUUAAUUACAUAUUAUUUUUCUGUGAUAUACUUCUUCCUUCAAGAUUUUAAAAUUAUUUUGUUACUGUCAUACAAUCAACUUCUAUUUUAUGUUCAUGAGGGUUAUAAAUAAAAUUGUACAUGAAA